Molecule: messenger RNA, 1635 nt
Organism: Pseudo-nitzschia multistriata
Lineage: Eukaryota; Bacillariophyta; Bacillariophyceae; Bacillariales; Bacillariaceae
Source: the annotation of a GenBank genome assembly
CACAGCGCACGGGUUGACGGCGGGAGCAGAGAGAAGAGCUGGGUGGGGAUUGGCUGUCGUCGUCGUCAUCGCCACCGUCAUCGCCGUUGCCGUGGUCGUUGCUAGCAGCCCGCAAUCGUGAUUGCAAUCGUUGCACCGGAGAGAUCGGCGUGGAGAGUGCCGAUCCACACGAAGGAUGAGGUCCCCGAACGAGGACACCGACAACAACAACGGCAAGGGCAACGGAAACGACAACGACAACAACGCGAACGAGGUAGCUUCUCCCGAUGGAUCCCGGAUGAUUUGCGGGGCUUUUACCACCGGCCACACCGACAGCCCCGGCAUCAUCCACAGCAGCAUCCUCAGCGACAUUCUCAGCGACGUGCACAGCGACAUGGACAUGAACAUGGACAGAGACGGUGCCAACGGGGAGAAAAAGCCGGUGCGGGUCUCUUCGAAGCGCCGAACCAAUCCCAGGCCGCAGAAGAGCAAGAACCGCAGGCGUCCCGGCUACGAUCCCCGGUCCGGCCUGCCCUCGGGACUCCGGCUGGAGCUGCGCCCGGAGCACUCGCAUUCCGCCCAGUCGCCGAACCAAACGCAGAGCACACCCCGACGGCCGGUGGACCUCGUGUGCUCGCGGUUUCCCUCGGGGGCGUCGGUGCUGCCGGGCGUCGGGGGAAUGGACGUGGACGUGGACGUGGACGUCUCGUGCGGGGCCAUGAACCCCUUUGCGGCGGGCGACCUUCCCUACAACUCGGCCGGGAUCUCUCUGGCGAGCCCCCGGUCGGUCGACACCUUCCUGUCGGACCACUCCCGCUCGAGGCGGAGGCGGAGGAACGCAAGCGCAAGCGCAAGCGCAAACAGCAAUGCAAACACGGCAUCGCCGACGCACACCGCUACCACGGCGUCGAACUACCAUUACCGACACCACCACCAAGGCAACGCCUCCGUGUCCCCCUCCCACUCUCGUUCUCGGCUCCGUUCCCACUCGCGUUCCCGACUCACCAUCAGCAACGCCAACCUCCCAAAGACUAGGCAGGGCAGGAGGAGGUCCAGCACCGGUGCCACUGCUUCCGCACGGAGGGUCGAGCGGUUCAACUACGCCAAGGCCCUCCUCCGGUCCGACCACGAGCUCGAGAAGCUCUCGCGCAAGAUCCGCAACGAGAUCCACGAGUCGGAGCUCUACGAGGUGGCCAGCGCCGCCGAAAAGGCCGCGGAUUCGGGUGUCGACAACUUUUACGGGAGGCCGUCGACCUUUGGGAGGGCCAGGGCGGAAGGGGCCGCGGGGGGGGGAUCGGCGACGCGACAGCGGGCACCCCCGGGCGUGGGGAUGGGCGUGGGGUACAAGGCGGGAAGCCCUGCGCCAACGAAAGCGAGAACGACAGCGACAGCGACAGCGAGAACGACAACAACAACGCCAACAACAACGCCAACGCCGACACCGGUGCCCACGCCCACCAAACCGGACGCCGGCCGUUUGCCGUUGGAAACAGACCACAGCAACAUUCACGCAAACGUGUCUGUGUCUGUGAAUGCGAAUGCGAAUGGCAAUGCCACUACGAACUCUAGCGAUAGCGAAAGCGACAACCAAAACAACAACAACAACAACAACAGCAAGAGCAACAUCGUCAACAUCAACAACCACCAAAACAACAA